Messenger RNA from Anolis sagrei ordinatus, 648 nucleotides. It is a transcript of the gene CRYGS, whose product is annotated as crystallin gamma S. Gene Ontology annotation, biological process: visual perception; lens development in camera-type eye. Gene Ontology annotation, molecular function: structural constituent of eye lens. The record is from RefSeq and is a predicted model, not a curated record. NCBI's taxonomy places the organism in Eukaryota, Metazoa, Chordata, Lepidosauria, Squamata, Anolidae.
UUCUAGAUUGUCUUAUCCUCCAGGAGUAUUGCCUCCAGCACUGGCCAUGUCCAAAAACCGGAUCACCUUUUAUGAGGGCAAGAAUUUCCAAGGCCGCCGCUAUGAGUCUGACAGGGACUGCUUGGAUUUCCACACUGACCUGAGCCGUUGCAAUUCCAUCCGUGUGGAAGGGGGAGCCUGGGUGGUUUAUGAGAGGCCAAACUUCGCAGGGAAUAUGUAUGUGCUGACUCAUGGGGAUUAUCCCGAGUACCAACGCUGGAUGGGCCUAAAUGACCGUCUCAGCUCAUGCAAAUUCAUUCAAUUAUCCAGUGGAGGCAAAUACCAGAUCCAGUUCUGGGAGAAGGGUGAUUUUGGUGGCCAGAUGUAUGACUACACAGAUGAUUGCCCUUCUGUCAUGGAGCAGUUUCAUUUCCGGGAAAUCCACUCUUGCAAAGUCCUGGAUGGGGCCUGGGUUUUCUAUGAGCACCCCAACUACCGUGGCCGGCAGUAUUUCUUGGAGAGAGGAGAGUACAGCAAACCCAUGGAGUGGGGAGCUGCAUCCCCAGUGGUCCAGUCCUUCCGCCGUGUUGCUGAGUAAUAAGCAGCAAGAAGUCUGAAACCAAAGUCACAGCUGUCUUAAUGCCAUCAAUAAAGCACUAGUGGGCCUGA